Sarcophilus harrisii (Tasmanian devil) is the source of this 5737-nucleotide messenger RNA. RefSeq names its product phosphodiesterase 1C (gene PDE1C). The record is from RefSeq and is a predicted model, not a curated record. Gene Ontology annotation, molecular function: 3',5'-cyclic-nucleotide phosphodiesterase activity. NCBI's taxonomy places the organism in Eukaryota, Metazoa, Chordata, Mammalia, Dasyuromorphia, Dasyuridae. The transcript has 17 exons. Gene Ontology annotation, biological process: signal transduction. Bases 442 to 2337 code for a protein of 631 amino acids.
CUCUCCGCUGCUGCCCUCCUAUUCUUCUCUUUCUCUUUCCUCCCUCCCCCUUGGCUCUUCUGGCUGGCCGCCCUCUGCCUCCAGCCCGCCCCAGCCCCUCCCUUCCUUACUCCCCACGCGGGGGUGUGGGGGGGAAUGGCCCGGGGAGAGGAGGCGCGCACCUGGGGGCAGCCGUGAGCCGGCGCCCCCUCAGCCGCUCGGGCCACUUCGGAGGAUCCUCGACUGUGACGCGGCGGAGGCGCUGCCCUCGGCCCGGGGCUCCCACGGAGGGGCGGGGAGGGCCCUCGGGCAGGGCAGGGCGCGGGGUCUGGAGGAGGAUGUGGCCCGUGGCCCGGCUCUUGGCUUCUGCUCCCCGCUGAAGGGACUGGGAGGCUCGGGGGCGCGCUGCCCGGGACCGGGGGUCCCGCCGCGGAGCUUCACCCCAGCGCUCCCCCCGCAGCCAUGGAGUCCCCCACCAAGGAGAUCGAAGAAUUUGAGAGCAACUCCCUGAAAUACCUCCAACCCGAACAGAUCGAGAAGAUCUGGCUCCGGCUCCGCGGGCUGAGAAAAUACAAGAAAACGUCCCAAAGGUUGCGCUCUUUGGUAAAACAGCUAGAAAGAGGAGAGGCUUCUGUCGUCGACCUCAAGAAGAACUUGGAACAUGCAGCAUCGGUUCUUGAAUCUGUAUACAUCGAUGAAACAAGGCGGCUCCUGGAUACGGAAGAUGAGCUCAGUGACAUCCAGUCCGAUGCUGUGCCCUCCGAGGUCCGGGACUGGCUGGCCUCCACCUUCACCAGGCAGAUGGGGAUGAUGCUGAGACGGAGCGAGGAGAAGCCCCGGUUCAAAAGCAUCGUCCACGCUGUGCAGGCCGGCAUCUUUGUGGAAAGAAUGUACAGACGGACAUCAAACAUGGUUGGACUGAUCUACCCCCCGGCUGUGAUUGAAGCGCUGAAGGAUGUGGACAAAUGGUCCUUCGAUGUUUUCACCCUGAAUGACGCCAGUGGAGAUCACGCCUUGAAAUUCAUUUUCUAUGAAUUACUCACGCGCUAUGACCUGAUCAGCCGCUUCAAGAUCCCCAUUUCCGCCCUGGUCUCGUUUGUGGAAGCGCUGGAGGUGGGCUACAGCAAGCACAAGAACCCCUAUCACAACCUGAUGCACGCGGCGGACGUCACCCAGACCGUUCACUACCUCCUCUACAAGACGGGGGUCGUGAAUUGGCUGACGGAGCUGGAGAUCUUCGCCAUCAUCUUCUCAGCGGCCAUCCAUGACUAUGAGCACACCGGGACCACCAACAACUUCCACAUCCAGACUCGCUCAGAUCCGGCCAUUCUGUACAACGACCGAUCCGUCCUCGAGAACCAUCACAUCAGCGCGGCCUACCGGCUCCUGCAGGAGGACGAGGAAAUGAACAUCCUGUCCAACCUUUCCAAGGACGACUGGAGGGAGUUCCGGACCUUGGUGAUUGAGAUGGUGAUGGCCACAGAUAUGUCCUGUCAUUUCCAACAAAUCAAGGCCAUGAAAACAGCGCUACAACAACCAGAAGCAAUCGACAAACCGAAAGCCUUAUCCUUGAUGUUGCACACGGCGGACAUCAGCCACCCGGCCAAGGCCUGGGAUCUCCACCAUCGCUGGACCAUGUCCCUGCUGGAAGAAUUCUUUAGACAGGGUGACAGGGAAGCGGAGCUCGGCCUGCCUUUCUCCCCUCUGUGUGACCGCAAGUCAACCAUGGUGGCUCAGUCUCAAGUAGGUUUCAUUGACUUUAUUGUGGAGCCCACCUUCACUGUGUUGACCGACAUGACUGAGAAGAUUGUAUCUCCACUUAUCGAUGAACCCUCCCAACCUGAUGGGACUGGGCACAGGCGCUCGAGCUUGAAUAGCAUCAGUCCAUCAGAUGCAAAGCGAUUAAGUAUCCGGAGCACUGGGUCUGAAGGAAGUGCCCUGAUCAACAAUUCUGUCUUCACUGCGGACUAUAAAAGUUUUAAAGCCACUUGGACCGAGGUGGUGCACGUUAACCGGGAGAGAUGGCGGGCCAAAAUUCCGAAAGAAGAGAAAGCCAAGCGGGAAGCUGAGGAGAAAGCCAAGCAGGAGGCUGAGGAGAAGAAGAAGGAAAUGGAAGCCAAGAGUCAGGCCGAGGAAGGGGCGCCGAGCAAGCCCGAGAAGAAGAAGGCUGGAGAAGGCAAGGGCCAAGCUAACGGGGGCCGAGCCCACAAAAGCGAAAACCCUCAUGGGAAACAUCCUUCCAAAGCAGACAGAACCGGAGACAACAAACACACGGGUGAUGAGAAAAACAAGACAGAUAAGAAGGAUCAGUCCAACACUGGCAGCGAUUCCAAGAAAACAGACGAUCCAGAAGAAUAACAGCACACACACACACAAACACAGAGCCUGCAAUUUUCUUUCAUCAUUUUAGCUGAGCUUCUUCCUUCUUCUCCCUCUUCUUCUGCAAAGACCAGUUUCUGGGGGGAGGCUGACAAGUUUCCAAAAGCAAUCCCCUGACCCCCACUUGGCUGCCUCUCCCCGCCCCAACCUCCGCCUUCUUUUGUGGCUCCUGCACAGGAACAGACCCUUUAAGGCUUGAGGUUUUACUUUGGGGAGGAGGGCUUGCUUCUGAAAACCACCUUGCGAUUGGCACAAAUACACAGCUAGCUGUGGGAGGCCCGCCUCCGACCCACUGUUAACCCACUGUUAACGUCCUGGCUCCUAAGGCACUUGCCAGACAGGAUGGAGAUGGAGAAUGGAGACUUGGUGAGCAAGGCUUGGAAAGCCGCCCCAUCACCGCCAUCCUCAGUGCUCCCAUUUGGAAAGGUUUUCCCCCUAUUUUUCCUUUUUGGAUGCUGACAUUGGAGACAGAUGUUUUGACUGAAGUUCAAAGGCUUUUCUUAUCUCUUCUAUCUCCCUGGCUGGAAUCUGGAGAUAUUCCCCCUCUGUCCUCUCCUCACUUAGGAUUUGCUAAACUGCAGCUGUGGGCUUCUUCUCCACCUUCUCUGUUGUGAUGGAUUUAUAAAUGGAUAUUCACCCUACAGGAUCAUUUUAUCCAAACCUCAUCUGACUUUUCUUUGUGCAUUUAAUAUUAAAGUAAACCUGAAGGAAGGUGCCUGCCCCUUAGGGCUUGCUGGCUAAGGAGUUUCCACUCCGGGUUACCCCUGGCUAACCUCCUCUCCCCCUCUGGUAACUGCCAAGAGAUGAGGAGUGGGAGGUCGUACCCCUAAUUCUCGUUCACCUCAAUGGGAAUUAUUCUUUCUUGACCAGAUAGAGGUGAUUGACACGAUUGAUCAAAAAGAACUGGCAAAGCCCAAAAAGGUAAUCUGGUUCCUAGAAGAGAAUGAGGUACAACCAGGGGACACCCAUCGCAUCCUUUGGGUUCCCAGAGUUCCCGUGGCGAAUCUAGAGGAGGAAAAGACAUAUUGCAUGGAUGGGUUUCAAUUGUAUCAGUGACAGAAAUAUUCCCAUUGAGUAUUACGAGAUACCCAAGAGUAUCCGCUCUUGUUUUCCUGCACAGCCUAAUUGUCCAAUUGAUCAAAAAGGACCUACUAUGUGCCAGAUACUCUGUUAGGCCUUAGAUAUACAAAGAAAAAUUCAAAGCAGUUUCUAACCUCAAGGAACUCACCCCCUAAGGAAGGAGACAUGUCUAUAUACAGAGCAGAAUACAGAGCAGUGGCUAGUUGAGUGCUAUGAGGUGGACAGCCAGCUCCCUUUUGUGAUUCUCAAAGACUAGUUUAGGAGCUCAUGAUGGCCUUUGGCCACAAAGAGAAUUCCCUCCAAAUCAAUGGGAUUAAAGAUAAUCUUUUUAUGUGAUAGACCAAAAUCUAAAAUUAAAAGAACAAAAGGACUUUCUAUAGGGUAUCUUUGAUACCAUAAUAAGCCUGUCCUCUGAAAAGAGUGAUAAAAGAUUACUUACUUAUUGAAUAGACUACAAGGAGGUGGGCCACAAGACUAUUUGCUCUAUUUAAACCAUACACAUGCAGAAAAAUAUGAAGCUCUCUGGUGUGGACAACAGACAUAUACAUAUUACCAUUAGUUGUUUAUUUGACUCAAUUCAACAAGCAAUUAUUAAGCCCUUUCUGUGUCAGCUCUGUGGUACAUACACAGCUGCGAGGGCGACAGAGAUGAAAAGGAACAAGUUCCUGCCCUCUGGGAGCUUUCUGUUUAUAUUCAUAAUUAAGAGAGAGGAAUGGAAUGACCAAAAUGAAGCUUAAUUAAUUAUUUAAGAGUUAAUUCUCUCUGCUUUCAGGAUAGUCCAUGUGUUUCUAGUAGAGGCCACGGUCAUUAUAUUCAUUGGGUCUCCUUGGAGGUUGUCUGUCUCUAUGCGUUCCCAGGAGUGAGCCCAAGUUAGUUCCCAUCAGCCUUUGGGCUCAUGAAAUGCAAUGGCGGCCUUGUUCCUCUUGCAUAUCCUUGCACACAGAGCCUUAUAAACCAACCAGCAUCAGCUCUCCUGGGCUCUUACUUUUAAAAGCAAGCAAAUGUUUGCAGAACAAUAUUGGAGAAAACUGUGGGAAAUAUAGCCAUCCCCCGCCCCCAGAUUAUCAUCGCCCUACCAGGAGUAAGAAAGACGAUGAUGUAAUUCAGCUGUUUUAAAGCCAUACAGUGUUUCCAUUUGGGGAAAAGAAUGGGAAAGGAUGCGCAGCCAUUCCUGCAGCUUGGACAUGGAAGCUCUCAAGGACAUCAGUGAGAAAAUACAAAAAAAGCUCACGUGACCUUUGUAUUUAUAUCUUUUACAUGAACUUUAGUGGGAUUCUGCUAAAGAUGGAUUUAAAAAAACCUACUUCAUUGCCUGAUGUAUGUUUUUCAGAGAUGAUGGGGUCACAGAUUAUAAAUGGAAAGGGAUCUCAGGGGUCAUUUUGGCCUGCCCCCUCAUUUUGCACACUGCAGCUGAGGACCAGGGAAACAAUGACUUCCCUCAAGUCACACAACUAGAAAAUAGCAGAGCUGGGAUUUGAGCCUAGGGCUCCCUCCACCAAAGGCUACCCUUUUCCCAUAAUUCCAUAUCACCCUCACUUUUGCUCCCCAAUAGAUUUUUUUAGACUGGGGCUGGGAUUUCUUCAGUGUAUGGGAUUCCCAUUGUGGAAAUUCCUUCUACUGAUGUAACUCAGCGAUAUCUUCUACUCCUAAAGAGAUGCCAAAGGCAUUGGAAACUUAUGGCACUGGCCCUGGGUCAUACAAGUAAUGCAUGGUAGGGGACCCAUUGAUCCCAGGGCUUUCUAUUGCUGAGGUCAGCUUCUUAAACUGUGGUUCGCAUCCCCUUAUGAGAUCUUUUAACUGAAUGUGGGGUUCAUUUUCGGUAAGUGCUUGAUUUGCAUACCUAUUUUAUAUAUCUGUAAGGUACCUGGGGUCACGUAAUUAUUUCUUGGGUAAAAGGGAGCCAUGAGUGGAAAAAGUUUAAGACUCUCUGACUGUACCAUGCUGCCUCAUCUGCUAUCCAGAGUUUCAGAACUGAAGAGCAGUUUAGAAAAAUUCAAUUGAUUAGGUUUAGGAUUAAUUUAGAAAAAAGACUGAAGCCCACUGAAUCUCCUGUAUUUUAUCGAAAACUAUGAUUUUAAAGACAAAAAGGAUUUUAGAGAUCAUUUAGUGAAAUCCACCCAUAAAAGUGAAUCAUUUAGGAAGGAAAUUACAAAGCCAGCCUUUGAACCCAAGUCCUUUAAGGUCCAAUCUAGCAUUCUUUUCACUGCCAUCUUCUGCUCCACCCACAAUCCUGGAUUUUCAAUCAAAGAGGGCUGAUUGGUAGCAACUGGUGGGAUGGUGGAUUUUGUUCCUCCUUUAU